Messenger RNA from Didymosphaeria variabile, 3945 nucleotides. RefSeq lists its product as uncharacterized. Gene Ontology annotation, molecular function: anaphase-promoting complex binding. The transcript has 2 exons. NCBI's taxonomy places the organism in Eukaryota, Fungi, Ascomycota, Dothideomycetes, Pleosporales, Didymosphaeriaceae. The record is from RefSeq and is a predicted model, not a curated record. Gene Ontology annotation, biological process: mitotic DNA replication checkpoint signaling; mitotic G2 DNA damage checkpoint signaling; activation of protein kinase activity. The coding region runs from base 1 to 3945 and encodes 1314 amino acids.
AUGGCGGCAACUAUGAGCUCCACCGAAGCUCGUCGAAGCACCUCACCCAAUACCGCGCAUUCAAUACAACCUCCACUUGCUACCAACGCGCUCUCCAAGCUCGCAGAGAGUGAAUCUGAAUCAGAUAAAGACGAAGCACUCGUUCGGAGGACGACCGGUAGACUGCUGUCACGGUUGCAGCAAAACACCACGGAAAACUCAUCAGAGGAGGAACAGGGCGACAGUGAUGAGGAUGCCUAUGAGCGCACGAAGCGACGUCUGGCUGCUGUGAAACCAGUUGCUGCCAGCAGUGGUGAGGAGGAAGAAGACAAUGGCCAAGGAGCGUACGAGCGUAUCAAGCAACGACUGCUUGCUAGUACGGGCUUGGAGCGCCGACGCGCAACGCCCACUCAAGAAGCUCAGAAACGAGUUGUUACCACUGCUGCACUCAGCAGCGAGGACGAAGAUGACGCGCCUGUACGCGCGAAUCGCGUUCGCAAGCUCCAGACACGACCGGAAAGGACGGGCUCACCCGCUGUAUCAUCCCCUCCUCGUGCAAGGUCACGUCAGCCCUCUCUCGGACUAUUUGUCACACCGGAAUCGUCGCCCGUCAAAAGACCAACGCGUGACGCAAAUCUAUCUGACGAUGCUUUAGAGCGAACAACACCUAGACGCAGCAACGACUUCCGAGAACGAGUCGAACGAAUACGCGCCGAAAGGUUGGCCAAACGAUCGGAAGAAAAGCAGCGACGCACAAAGACCUCUCCACAGGGAGGAGAUCAAGAGCCCGGCAGUAAUUCAGAUGGAGAAGGCAGCAGACGACUUACACAACUUGCUAAACCCACUCGCAAAGCUGGCAAGAAAGCCUUGGAAGCCAUGGCUCGAGAUCAACAACGCAUUGUCCGGAACAUGCAGCUCACCCAUCAGGCCAAGACGAAGAAGAGAUAUGGCACCAAAGAUCUAUUUGCGAAAUUCGGGUUCAAUCAGAGUCUUGAGGAGUCUGACCCGACAGGUCUUCCGACACCGGAGACCAGCUCCGUGCCUGCAACUUCCGACGUUGAGGCUGCUCAAGCUCGCGACACACCACCCACAAGCCCACCAAGCUUUGAAGAUGGGCCAAAGAAAGAUGAGACUUUGACAGGACCAGAACCAAUGUUUGCAGUGCCGACGAAAACCGACAAAGGCAAAGGCCGUGCCCCAGAAUUUGAGCACCUCCCACCAAAUCAGAUGAUGGAAAUGUCACAAUCAGUGACUGCGCAGAACACCCACGUAGUGCCAAACAAGUCCACUUCGGAGAUCAUGGUGGAUCUUGACGAUUCAGAUGAUGAGCUUCAGGUGGUAAAACCGAAGAGUCGAUUUCCUGUCUUCGACAGGCUCCCAGCGAAGAAGGAACGAGAGAGCUCGUCCCUACUACACCUUCGGCAUCUUGCUCAGCUUACCUCGCCUGGUAAGAAGGGUUCCAAAGGAAAGAAGACUAUGAACAUGGUUCAACUUCAAAGUACCCUCUUUCAGAAGGCUCGCCAGCAAGCUCAAAAGGAGAGGCAGGAGAAGAUCGAGAUGCUCCGUGCAAAGGGCAUCAUUGUCGAGACUGAAGAGGAGAAGGAGAAACGUCAAACGGCUAUCGAAGAUCUCGUGGCGCAGUUUGAGAAGGAGAAAGAAAAGGAUCUUAAGCUGGCUAAGCGGGAGCGGGAGCUUGCGAAGAAGAAUGGUGAAGUCGGAGAUGGCCUUGCUUCAAGCGAUGAGGAAGAAGACGAGGACUACGUAGCGAGUGGAGACGAAGAAGAUGCUGCCGAGGACCUGAAGAGUGCCGAUGAGGUCGAGCUCGAGCUUUCUGGCUCCGAGGACGAAGAAGCAGACGACGAACAGGAGCUUGACGACGACGCUGAAAACGAGGAAGACCAUCCCGAAGGAUCAGAAGCUGAUGCUGCGAAUGCUUUGAUUGACGCGAUGGCCGACGAAGAUGACGAGGAAGAGCCACAUCAAGCCAAUAAAAAACCACAGGAUCGCGAAGAUGAUGAUUUGCUGGAUGCGAAGCCUCAAGCUGCUGUGCGUAAGGGCCCUGCAAAACGCACUCGCAAGGUCGUUGUCGACGAUGAUGACGAGGAUGAGGGAAGCACGAUGCAGCUUCAUGGCUCUCCCACACAAGUGGCUACCCAGGACGAUACCAUGGCUGCGUUCGGCUUCGGCAAUGUAGCACCAGCAAUAGGUCUCACUCAAGCCUUCGCAGGCACAAUGGCCAUUCUGGAUGUAGAUUCCCAAGCCGAUCAGCCACUCCCUGAAGAGCCCGAACAGGACUCUAUCGAUUUCCUUCGCAGUCUACCUGACAGCCAGCCCAACUUCAGCCAAAACAACGACGUUGUCGUGCCCAACAGCCAGGCCGCAGCCUCUCAACAGGAGUUCACUCAGGAUGGCUCUCUUCCUAUGAGCCUAGGCAUCAGCCAGUUGAUGGAAGAGACCACCAUUUUCUCCCACACACAGGCCUCGGAAGUACCAGAACCCACUCAAGACGCUGGCUUCCUGCUUUCUCGCUCACCUGCCGGGCUUGUGGCGCCACAGUCCACUAUAGAUACUGUCAUGCUACCUGUGGCAGAAUCUCCCAUCGCACAACGCAAGGGCAAGCUCAGUAGGAGACGCAAAGAGGCUCCGGUCGUACUGUCGGAUGUUGACGAUGAAAACGUUUUCUCGGCGUCCGAGGCUGAAGCUAAGAUCGGUAGGCCGGCGACGGAGGAUGCCUUUAGCUUCCUCAAGAAAGCAGCCAAGAAACAAAACAAGAUCGACACCUUCAACAAGAAGACGAGCGCAGCGAGAGAACAUCUCGACGAACAGGCCUAUGAAUCCGACGAUGAAUAUAAGGGCAUCGGAGGCGCAAGUGACGAAGAUAGCGGAGAAGAGGAUGCAGAUCUCGCUGAGAUGAUCGAUACGAGCGAUGUAAAGGUCGACGAGCGGAAGAUUGCCGCCUUGUUUGCUGAUAAAGCGCGUAAGGAGCACGACGCGAGCGUGGCAAAAAUCUAUAAGGACCUCCAGACUGGUGCCUUUCGCAAACGAGGUGCAGGGGAUGCCUUCGAUAUGUCCGACUCUGAAGACGAGCUGGAGAUGCGCAAGCGGAAGAAGCAGCGGGAAUUUGACCAGAUGUUCCGCGCACUUAAGCAGGACCAAGCGAUCGGCAAGAUGGCUGAGAACCCCAAGCGCAAAGCUUUCUUCGCCACUAUCAUGGACCACUCCGAUGACUUUGAUCUCGAAUUUCUAGAUCAUCCUGAAGAGCCAACAGCCAAUUCAGCUUCUCAAUCUGACGACGAGAAGCAAGAUAUGGAAGAGGCAUCCAUUGUUCCAGACUCGCAAACCGCCGGUGCACCUAUUGACCAGCUCAAGCGCAGGUCAGCAGAUUCUCAAGAGAAGGAAAAUCGCCCGCCACCGCAUCUGCGAAGGACGGCCGCAGCAGACGCCAUGACACGACGUCCCAUCUCCGCAGCUGAUAUCAAAGACUCUGUCGCCGAACUCCUCGAAGACCCACGCGACGUUGUCCCAGACUCACAAUACAUCUCCCUCUCUGACUCAGAAGACGAGUCCUCCACCACCGUCACUCGCACGGAGCGCAUCGUCACAAACCGCCUAUCGCGGACCCCAUCCCUAGCCACCGAAUCCUCCACCACUUCAAAUAUGGCAUUUCAGACGCCCUCCGCCGGGAGCGUUGGAGGAUUCCGCGUGCCGUCUCUGAUCCGUCGGGCGACUAGUAAUCUCUCUGCGGCCUCUGAGCGGUCGACAACGUCGAUGGGGAAGAGCAGCGAAGGGGGCGUGAGAAGAGGUGGCACGGGAAAGAGCAACAUUCAUGCUCAGGCUAGGGAGGCAGAGAGGAGGGCUGUUCUGGAGAAGGUGGAAGGGAGGAGGAAGGAGGCGUUGAAGAAGAAGGUGGGGAUGGCGAGGGGGAAGAGGAGUGUGCUUAGUAGGUUAAGUGGUGGGUUUGAGUAA